AUGAGUGGAGCCAUAAUCUACAUAAAAAAAGACCUCAACAUCAAUGAUGUACAAGUGGAAAUUCUAGUAGGAAUCCUCAAUCUCUAUUCUCUUUUGGGAUCCGCCGCCGCUGGCCGGACUUCCGAUUUGAUAGGCCGCCGGAGCACUAUGGUGGUAGCGGCGGUAAUCUUCUUAAUAGGAGCACUCUUAAUGGGUUUCGCUCCUAAUUAUGCCUUUCUCAUGUUUGGCCGUUUCAUCGCCGGCAUUGGCGUCGGCUACGCUCUCGUGAUCGCUCCCGUUUACACUGUCGAAGUGUCGCCGGAAUCUUCUCGAGGAUUUCUCACUUCUUUCCCUGAAGUUUUUAUUAAUGGAGGUAUAUUGUUGGGAUAUGUGUCUAAUGUUGCGUUUUCAAAACUCCCAAUACACUUAAGCUGGCGAUUCAUGUUAGGAAUUGGAGCAAUUCCAUCUGUAUUCUUAGCUAUAAGUAUCAUAACCAUGCCGGAAUCACCCCGUUGGCUUGUCAUGAAAGGUAGACUUCACGAAGCACGAAUUGUUCUUAACAAAACCUCUGAAUCACCUGAAGAAGCAGAGAGUAGACUUCGUGACAUCAAAGAAGCUGCUGGUAUACCUGAACAUUGCAAUGACGAUGUAGUUCAAGUGCCAAAACACCCGAAAGGUGACAAUGUAUGGAAAGAACUAUUCAUUUCUCCUACGCAAUCCAUCAAACACAUAGUGCUCACUGGUAUUGGUAUACAUUUUUUCCAACAAGCAAGUGGAAUUGACUCUGUUGUUCUGUAUAGUCCCACCAUUUUCGAAAGAGCUGGGAUUAAAUCGGACCACGAUAGAUUACUAGCUACGGUAGCAAUGGGAUGUGUGAAGACGGUGUUUAUAUUAGUUGCCACAUUUUUACUUGACCGAGUUGGUAGAAGGCCCUUGUUGUUAACAAGUUUUGGUGGAAUGACAAUUUCAUUAAUUUUACUCUCUAUUGGUCUUGCGGUUAUUGAUCGUUCAAAUAGUCAAGUGACAUGGGCUGUGGCGCUCUGUGUCAUGAUGGUGUCAGUUUAUGUAGCACUUUUCUCAAUUGGUGCGGGUCCAAUUGCUUGGGUGUAUGGUUCAGAGGUUUUUCCGUUAAAACUAAGGGCAACAGGGUUUAGCGUAGGCGUGGCAGUUAAUAGAGUAACGAGUGGGGUGAUAUCGAUGACAUUUUUAUCGUUGGAAAAGGCGAUAACAAUACAAGGGGCGUUCUUUUCAUACGCGGGAAUUGCAGGGAUGGCUUGGGUUUUCUUUUUUACAUUGAUGCCUGAAACACAAGGGAAGACAUUGGAGGAAACUGUGGCGUUGUUCGGAACGUUUUUCGAGUGGAGAUCGACAGCGAGAGAGCUCAAGGGAAAGAAGAUGAAUAACAAUGAUGAAAUUCAGAUGGCUACCGGAGAUGUUGUUAGUAGUUGAAUACCAAAGAGACAAAGGAAAGAAUUUGGGAUAUUGUUGGCAUUGUUGUUUUAACAUUUGUACUUUUUUUUCUUUAAUGUAUAGGUCGAUAUAGAUUAUGUUAUGAGAUAUU
Solanum tuberosum (potato) is the source of this 1540-nucleotide messenger RNA. Its product is annotated as polyol transporter 5-like. The transcript has 2 exons. Gene Ontology annotation, biological process: transmembrane transport. NCBI's taxonomy places the organism in Eukaryota, Viridiplantae, Streptophyta, Magnoliopsida, Solanales, Solanaceae. Gene Ontology annotation, cellular component: membrane. Gene Ontology annotation, molecular function: transmembrane transporter activity. Bases 1 to 1428 code for a protein of 475 amino acids. The record is from RefSeq and is a predicted model, not a curated record.